GGCCUCACCCUUGCCAGCAGAGAGGCUUGGUUAGAGAGCAAAUGAUCUGGAUUUAGCCGUAAAUGGACAGCAUGUUUACGCCCUAUUCCGAGCUAAGCCAGACUGGUCUAGUGUACGUGGAAUCUCCAUACAACCGCUCCUGCUAGCCCCAGACUAUCGAUGGACGCCCCCGCUUUAUACGCCCGGUAAAUGCGCAGAAUUACCACGAAUUACGAGAUCCAGCCAAUGACCGCGCUCCAUUUCCCCGUGACCCAGCGGCAUGAAAAUCGAACCGAAAUUCCUUAAUCCACCCGUCUAACCCCCAACCCCUCUCAGACCCCUCACAAUCCCAUACAAAAGCUGUGCCAUCUAGACCUCCAGAGCCUUCCCUUUCUUACAAAUAUUCCCAUUCUUCAAACGUCAUCCCAUCUCUUCAUGAUCCCCGUACAGAUACCGACACACAUUCAAACGAAAGCCGUUCGAUCAAUACGAUUUCCUCAUAAAACCCACUUCCCUUUCCUUUUCCCAUCGUCUUCUUCUUCUUCUUCUCCAUCACAUAACUUCGUCGCAUUCUCUCGACGAAGUUCUCCACCAUCCAAUAUUUGGACUUCACGCAAAACAGACUUAACUUUCAAGAAACAUUCCCAAAACUACGUCCAGCAACAUAUUCGAAAUAUUACCAUGUCGUCGGCCGCUACCAUUUAUGAGUUUGAACCUUUGAAUAAAAAAGGCGAACCAACACCCCUCUCAGAAUACAAAGGCAAAGUCCUUUUAAUCGUCAACACCGCUUCCAAAUGCGGUUUCACGCCUCAAUAUGAAGGACUCGAAAAAUUAUACAAAGAUAUGAAGGAGAAGCACGGUGAUGAUUUCGUCAUCUUGGGUUUCCCUUGUAAUCAAUUCGGAGGUCAAGAUCCGGGUUCUGAUGAGGAAAUUCAAAGUUUCUGUCAAAUUAACUAUGGUGUCUCUUUCCCAAUUAUGAAGAAAAUUGACGUGAAUGGUGACAAUGCUGCUCCUCUUUUCCAAUGGCUUAAAUCGGAAAAACCAGGUCUUCUCGGUCUUCAACGCGUCAAGUGGAAUUUCGAAAAGUGGUUAGUCGGUAGAGAUGGAAAGGUUAAGCAAAGAUGGGCAUCCACAACCAAGCCAGAAAAUUUGGAGAAAGCAGUCACAGAUGCUUUGAAUGAAUCCAAGUCUGAGCUUUAAAGGGAUUGGAAAAUUGGGCGGAUGUAUGAUUGAUUGAAAAGUAAGAUGGAAAGGAAAGUCUUUUGGACAUUUUCAAUUGGGUUUUGAUUGUUGGGUGUUUGUCAUUUGAGAGGUGGAUAUCUGAUUAAUUCGUGGGUGUGAACUUCUUUGCUUGCGGGGAUUAUACCAUAGAAUGAGAAAGUUUUUUUGGAUUCAGCUAAAGGAUUGGUUCAUAUUUUUCUGCCUUGAAGAUGGUGUGUAUGUGUAUAUGUAUGUGCAUGCUAUUUUACAUGAUCACUCAUCAUUCCUCGUCCGAAGAAUCCGAAGAAUCCCAAGAAUGUAAGGAAGCGGGUUCAAAGUGGACUCCUUUCCCUCUCUCACUUCCUCCCUUCGCUUCAAUUUUUUUCCUUGCUUUAUAUAAAUCUCCUAGAUUUCUCAUGCUUCCCAUAUCAUCGAAAGUCAUGGCAAGAUUGGAAGCUCAUGAGAUGAAUUUUGCUGUGCUGUCCCAGAUUAUUAGCUUGAUGGGCUUUGUUUCUGUUUCUUGUGUUUACCUAAGUAACCUACAAAUAAAUCACA
Messenger RNA from Botrytis cinerea B05.10, 1734 nucleotides. It is a transcript of the gene Bcgpx3, whose product is annotated as Bcgpx3. NCBI's taxonomy places the organism in Eukaryota, Fungi, Ascomycota, Leotiomycetes, Helotiales, Sclerotiniaceae. The coding region runs from base 415 to 1179 and encodes 254 amino acids. The record is from RefSeq and is a predicted model, not a curated record. The transcript is spliced from 3 exons. Gene Ontology annotation, biological process: response to oxidative stress. Gene Ontology annotation, molecular function: glutathione peroxidase activity.